AAACUAAAAUAACCUAAAAAAACUUUCUUCAGUAAGAUGGAUCCUUGGAAUAAUUCUUAUUCGAAUUCGCCCACUGAGUGUGCUCAAAAGAAUUUCGAGGAUGAUUUCCAACCAAAAAUAUUCGAGAAAUUACCCGAUUCAGAUCAAUAUCUAGCUUCGUUAGAGGCUAAAUUGCAUAAAAUCAAAACUGAUCAGGACGUUAUAAAACAAUUGCAACAAAAACGAGAGGAAUGCAUGAAUCAACUAUUAAAUAAUACUCAAUAUUCCGAAGAUGUGGAUCUCGAGCUGGAUGAACCCAUUGAAAGUUCAACCGUUUUAAGGGCGAUUACGCCACAAAAACAAGCUUUAACGCAAGGAGAGAUUGUUGAAUUGGUUAAAUACGAUCAAUUGAAAGAGGACGAUUCCGAAGUAGAAGAAGAUAAUAAACUUGAAUAAACAGGAGUUAUUUUUAAGAUAAAUUAUGACACCAGUUACUUUUAGAUUAUAUAUUUACGUAUAUUAACCGAUUAAAUAAUAGUUAUUUAAAUAUUCCGCGAUAAUAAUUUAAUAGUAUAGUUAGUUUUUGUAUCGAUAGAUGUCGCGUUAAUUUUUUUAUUGACAUAAAAACAUAACCUAAAAAAUUUCUUUCAAUAUUUCGUUUAUCAAUUUAUUGUUUUGAUUUGAAGCGAAUAUGAUUUAGAGUAUAAAUGGCAGAGCCGUUACUGUUCUUGUUAAAAUUAGCGUGGGAAUCUCGAUAUAGGAUCCCUUUAAUCAUUACCAUAGGGUUUAUGGCUUUGGAUAUACGAAUGCAAUUUGAAAUUAACGUGCAAAUGAGGCGGAUAAGAAGAGCUAGGACUCCACCACCGGAUAACUCGCAAAACGAAGGAGAUGACUCCGAGUCUGAAGAUGACUCUGAUUCCUGGAUGACCAUCGAUGAGGAGGAAGAAAUCGGACAAGUUAAUGCAACCACAUAAUUAAACUAUUUUGUUGUUUAUUUCUUUUCGUUUAUAAUAAAAAAAUUAAAAAUUAA
Onthophagus taurus is the source of this 1009-nucleotide messenger RNA. RefSeq lists its product as uncharacterized. Lineage: Eukaryota; Metazoa; Arthropoda; Insecta; Coleoptera; Scarabaeidae. The record is from RefSeq and is a predicted model, not a curated record.